UACAAGUCAUAAUACUGACUAUCCUUCCUAUCUGGAUAUAUCUCUGGUUUGACAAGCGCAAGAUACACCAGCUUUCACUUUAUCUAGGUUUAGGUAAGUCACACGUUCAAAUGAUGUUAACGGAUAUCUCUCUUUCAAGCAGUAUCAUAAGAGAUGACAAAUUACUUUUUUCGCGUCGAUUAUAUCAUAUAACCGGAUUAUACAUGAAUAACGAUCUCGAAUUAGUAUAUUUGUAAAGGCAUUAGCGCGUGUGUGUGUAUGCGCGCGCGUACGACACCACACACUGUUGGCACAUAUAUAUAUAUAUAUAUAUAUAUAUAUAUAUAUAUAUAUAUUCGUGAUCAAUUUCACGCGAGAGAAACAAACGCGCGCGUAAUAGCCAGUUUAACUGAUAAAGUAUGCGUUUGUAUAUUAAAAUCGCUCGCGGAUCUUACAGAUGUACAAUUUUCUCUGAAACUAUGGUGGGCACUUUGGUGUAUUUCUAAGGAGAAAAAGAUGAAAAAUAAAUUUGGCGAGAUAACACCCAAUUUAAAGGAGAUAUUCAAACCCUACGCGGAUAAUCCACAAAUUAUCAUGGACGAGAAUAGUUGCGACGGUGUAUUUUUCUACGGCGCGGAUCAGAAAGGUCAUUCAUUAUUUGUUAAAAUGAAUCAUCGAGGAUAUCGCACAGCGGAAUCAGUUUUGCAAGUGACUUUGUCGGAUGGCCGGGUCUAUGUGUUACCCGAUUAUCCUCAUACAGUUGCGAUGGACGAUAGUGCCGGCCAGAAAUGGUCGGCAUCGGGUCUAAAAAUCGAGCCGUUAGAACCACGAAAACGUUGGAGAAUCACUUACAACGGUCUUCUCCGUAAUCAGAGUUUAGACAACGUACUUGAUAAUAUGGAACAUAUUCGUUUAAAUUUCAUAUUUAUCGGGCAUUCUCCGUUUGAAUGGCCGGGUGACUGGAGUACUCGAUUGCACGCGGCCGCUCUGGCACACGAGCCAUGGAAAGGUCCCGAUUGGAUGCGUAAAAUCAAACUACUCGAUUAUACGGGAUUUGAUCAAUGGGGAUCCGCCAUCGGACAGAUAACAUUCAAGGAUUCCACAACGAGUGCAUUGUAUUUACGUGGGUUUUGCCAGCGACGUUGGGGCAAACACGAAUUUGAUCAGUUCCGCCGAACGGUCACAUUUCUCGGUGUAGCGGCAUCAGGGGCAAUGUACCACCUUGGCGUGAGCAGAACCAAAAAUAGUUUUUCACACAUGCGAUUUGGCCACGUGAAUAAUACGACCGAGAUGCAAUCCAAAAUCGACUGGACGGAUCUGAAAAUGGAGGACUUUGAGAAGCAGGGAGAUUACGUUCCCGCAAACUACAGGAUUAAAUUUCGAGCGGCUGAUGUCGAGUAUGAUGCCGUUAUCAAUCACAUGGGGAACGACGCUAUAAAUUAUUAUAAUGGACAACCAUGGCGUUGGGCGAUCACAAUCCGCAAUUUACGUAUAAAACUGAACGGCAGCAAAGGCGCUGGAGUGAUGAUCGUGUGCUAUCCGUACACCGGACCGAAUGAAAUGAGGACACCGAUCGCAAGAAUUCAGCACUUGAAACGACCAGAGACGCUGAAGUGUAGUUUUGUUCUGCACUUUGCUGAUAAGCAAUGUCAGAAUGAGAGCGUCGUUGGCGGAAAGGGAUAUUCACUUGCGACUUUAACGUCCAUCACAACCAAUGACUUUGUGGUACCCCGAGGUUUCUGCGUAACGAGCUUUGCUCUGGAAUGGCAACUGCAGCAUGACAAACAGUUGCGGGAUAUGAUCGCCGAUAUAGUGGAUAUCAGUUGUGGCAAAAAGAAAGAGGAUCUCGAGAAUUAUUGUAAAAAAACGGUAUUUGUCAUUCAGAACACUAUCGUCGAGAAGCGAGUGAAACAAGCCAUACUGGAGGCUUUAAAGGAGUUGGACGACGAGAAUAAUAAAGACCGAAUGAACAAUCGCUACGCCGUGAGAUCCAGCGCUGUCGGGGAAGACAGCGAGGAAACCUCGGCCGCUGGUCAGAAUUCGACGUAUCUAGGUGUACGCACCACCGACGACGUUAUUAGGAGCGUCGCCAAGUGCUGGGCCAGUCUGUUUUCGUAUCAGAGCGUCGAGUACAGACGGCAGAAUGGAUUGCCAAUAAAAGCGUGUAUGGGCGUUUGCGUUCAGCGAAUGGUCGACGCAGAAGCGGCCGGUGUUAUGUUCACCAGACAUCCCACAACUGGAGAUCCGUCCAGCAUUAUUAUUACAGCCAAUUACGGCUUAGGAGAGACGGUGGUGUCAGGGACGGUCGAACCCGACACUUUGACGAUUCACAGGAAAUGGGACAACACUCUGACUGUGAGCUCCUCAGUGCCGGGGAAUAAAGGGCAUAAGAUAUCACUGAGCGUCGACGGCGUGAUCAUGAAUAAUCUCAGUGAACGGGAAAUUUGGGAAAUCUCAAUAUCUGACGCAACCGCUCUGCGACUGGCCAAGAUAGGUUUGCAUCUCGAAUCUUUCUUUGGAUCCGCUCGGGAUAUAGAAUGGGCGAUUGUCGGUGAGCAGAUCUAUCUGCUGCAAGCACGACCUAUCACCACUAUCGACGCUUGGACGGACUUUGAGCUUACGCACGAGCUAGAUUCGGGUGUGCCCGCUGAUGUCGAUUUUAUGACUUUCGCCAACGUCGGAGAAGUACUGCCGCGUCCUAUUUGCCCCUUGUCGAUCACUACCAUUUUAAAAGUUUUGAAUCUGUCGAUUGGCUCCAAGAGUUACGGUUACGACUGCAACUAUCUUCAUGUGGUCGGUAUGAGAUGCGCUAUGAAUUACUGCAUGACAUUCUUACGAAAUGUUGGCGAGAAGAUCACGAUGGCGAAUAAAAUGGCAGACAUAGCCAUUUGCGGGCGCGUGAUAACAACUCCUGAGGUGCACAAGAUUGCCGUGGAGAAACUCGGUGUCGCAAGUAUGAAGCAGAAGAUGAGCGACAUUAGCAAUAUGUUCAAGUGGGCGUGGAUAAACGAACGAAUUGUGAAAGAAGCUACUAAUGUGUAUCGAAAGUACGAAUUGAACGCCAACGAAUUUGAAACAGCCCGUGAGCUAUACAGUGUUAUCAACAAGAAAUAUACAGAGAUCUUCAUGUUAGGAAUAUAUCAUACCCAUACAUCGAGAGUGAGCGUCUGUUAUCAGAUGCUAGCAAUGACGCUUCUGACUGCGAAAAGUGAGGACAUCAUAUCUAAUCAUAUCGCAGACAUUGCCGUUCUAUUGAGUUCCUGCACCAACGUUAUCAGCACCGAAGUACCGAUAGCACUCGGCAAAAUAGCGGCCUGCAUCCGGAAAUACGGCAAGGCAGAGGACUUUGCUAAGGUCGAGCCAGCGAGUGCCAUAGAUUGGUUAAAGUCAAAUUGUCCUCCAGCUGCGGAAAAGUUGGUGGUCUUCUACGAUAUGCACGGCCAUAGAUGCGUUCAGGAGCUGGAUUUCAUCUCGGAACCGUGGAUACUUAAACCCGACAGUAUCAUUAACACGAUACAAUCAUUGGCGACAUCCAUCGAAGAGAAUUACGUGAGCAAAACGCUCAACGUUCAAGACACCAUUGCGUCUCUGAAAACACCUAUGUCGUCGUUCAUCAAAUGGAUUCUACAGAAGGUGAUACCUCUUUCUCGUAAAGCAGUCACCCGUAGAGAAAUGACAAAGAACUUUAUGGUGUCCAUGCUGCACAAAAUGCGAGUAGCUUACAUACAGCUAGGUACUUUGAUGGUGCAGGAAAAUUACAUGCCCGAUAAGAAUCUCAUAUUUUUCCUGACGAAUUAUGAGAUCGCGCAACUCUUGAACAAUCAUCACAAUCCGUUAAUAGUGCGAAAGGCGUUGCGUAGAAGGAAAAUUUAUCACCAAUUAUCAAAAGUGGAAUAUCCAGAGUUUUGCACCGGUAUGCCCAUGCCGAUACAGAAGACUCUCGACGUAUCCACAUCGUACGGAGAUAACACCAAAGUAGAAGGUACUUCGGUCUACGGCGGUUCUCUGAUGGCCAGAGCGUGUGUAAUAACGGAUUUGUCCGAGGCGAAGAAUAUACGGCACGGAGAUAUUCUGAUCACGCACUGCACCGACAUCGGCUGGAGCCCAUACUUUCCGCUAUUAAGCGGUAUCGUAACGGAAUUAGGCGGUCUUAUAAGUCACGGUGCUGUCGUAGCGCGAGAAUACGGUCUUCCUUGCAUCGUUGGAGCAAAACACGCAACACAAAUCUUUCAAACGGGUGACACUGUACUGUUAGCCGCAGACAUUGGCACGUUACAAUUAAUUAAGAAGGGUUAACACAAAGUGUCUUUUUCUCUCGUCCUUCCUUCUUUUCUCUUUACGCGCGCGCACAUAUCUGUUAUUACAUCAUGGUAUAUAUAUAUAUAUAUAUAUAUAUUUUUUUUUUUUUAAGUUACUCAAAGUUUCACGUGUGAAUUUUACUUGUGCUUUUACUUUACUAGUGUCUUUUUAUUUUCAUUAUCAUGCAUAAUAUGCAAGAGAUGGAAAAAAAUGAGAUGGAUUGAACGAAAAAGCCACAACGAACGCUGUGUGUGAACGUAAGUCGCGGCAAGGAUAAAUCAGGUUAAGUUUUUGCAUUCUGCGUCCAUUGUAUAAUCUAUGUCGCGUACAUAAUUCAUAUAAUAUAUCGAGAUGGUUGAAUAAAUUAUAACACAAUAUAUAUAUAUAUAUACACA
Messenger RNA from Dinoponera quadriceps, 4673 nucleotides. Its product is annotated as putative phosphoenolpyruvate synthase. Gene Ontology annotation, molecular function: kinase activity; ATP binding. Lineage: Eukaryota; Metazoa; Arthropoda; Insecta; Hymenoptera; Formicidae. The coding region runs from base 259 to 4275 and encodes 1338 amino acids. The record is from RefSeq and is a predicted model, not a curated record. The transcript is spliced from 18 exons. Gene Ontology annotation, biological process: phosphorylation.